Cryptomeria japonica (Japanese cedar) is the source of this 2360-nucleotide messenger RNA. RefSeq lists its product as uncharacterized. Bases 114 to 2069 code for a protein of 651 amino acids. The record is from RefSeq and is a predicted model, not a curated record. Gene Ontology annotation, cellular component: chloroplast. The transcript has 12 exons. Gene Ontology annotation, molecular function: GTP binding. Lineage: Eukaryota; Viridiplantae; Streptophyta; Pinopsida; Cupressales; Cupressaceae.
UAUCCACGCGGAUAGGUAAUGUCGGCAAGUAUAUUUAAGUUGGGAAUGGAUACCGUGUCGCUGUUUCUCUGAAGGCUCACAGCAGCAGCGGAAAAUUUUCUAAAUUUUUAUCAAUGGAAAUAGGAAGUUUAUUAUGUUGUAGCACUGCACCAUGCCACGCAAAAUUCACCAGCUUUGUGCCUCUCUGCAAAAAUGUGAAGCCGCGGUGCGAAGCUAGUUUCCUACAGAAUUCCUCCUCCAAGAUUAGUCGGCAAAAGCAAAGUAUUCCAAUGUUUAUAAAAAAAAGGAAUGCGUUUCAAAGUAUUUGUAAGGCAAGAGGAAAAACAAUCUCACUAACAGAUGACAAGUCAACAAUGGAGAUUGAAACCCCAGGCGAUGAAAUAAUUUCUUCAGGAGAAGAUGAAGACGAUGACUUGGUAUUGCCUGUUGAAACCCUUGAAGAGGAAGCCAAAACGUUGGCCAGAGAGCAUUCACUUUCUCUUUCUCGGCAGUUGCUGUUAGAUGAGGAUUCAGAUGAUCAAAGAGUAGACAAAAGAGCACAAAAAAGAGACAAGAAAUCAAUAAAACAACAGGUGCCUGAUCAUCUUCUUCUGAAGGUUGCUAUAGUUGGAAGACCAAAUGUUGGCAAAUCAGCCCUGUUCAACCGGCUUGUUGGGGGGAAUGUAGCAAUUGUGCUUGAUGAGCCAGGUGUAACUAGAGAUCGUUUGUAUGGUAGAUCAUUUUGGGGAGAAAACGAAUUCAUGGUCGUAGACACUGGUGGUGUCAUGACUGUUCCAAAGUCUCAUAGUGCUAGAACAGAUGGGUUAUCACUUACAAGAGGUGGAAGUCGGGAUGAUAUUGCAUGUGCUGCGAGAGAAGCAAUUGCUGCAGGAUUACCUUCAAUGAUAGAGAGACAGGCUGCUGCAGCAGUUGAAGAGGCCUCAGUUAUUAUAUUUCUUGUGGAUGGCCAGACAGGAGUCACAGCAGCUGAUAUUGAAAUUGCAGAGUGGCUGCGGAAGGAACAUUCAGAUAAAAGAAUAAUUCUUGCAGUGAAUAAGUGUGAGUCUCCACGAAAAGGGUUAAUGCAAGCAGCAGACUUUUGGUCCCUUGGGUUUACUCCUCUUCCCAUUUCUGCAAUUUCCGGUACAGGAACAGGAGAGUUAUUGGACCUUGUAUGCUCUGAAAUUAAACUCAGUGAGGCCUUGCAAGAAACAGAUGAGAUUGAAGAUCGCAUUCCUGCUAUAGCUAUUGUGGGGAAACCUAAUGUAGGGAAAAGCAGCAUUUUGAAUGCUUUAGUUGGGGAGGAGAGAAUGAUUGUAAGUCCUGUUAGUGGAACAACUCGUGAUGCUAUAGAUACAGAGAUCACUGGGCCAGAUGGACAGAAGUACCGGCUCAUUGAUACAGCUGGAAUUAGGCGAAGAGCAGCUGUAGCCUCAGGGGGCAGCAAGACUGAGUCAUUGUCUGUGAAUCGAGCAUUUCGAGCAAUAAGACGCUCUGAUGUUGUAGCACUUGUUAUUGAUGCAAUGGCUUGUGUCACGGAGCAGGAUUAUAGGAUUGGUGAAAGAGUAGAAAUAGAAGGGAAAGCUUGCAUCAUAGUUGUUAAUAAGUGGGAUACUAUACCAGACAAAAACAGUCAAACAACUUUCUUCUAUGAAAAAGAUGUCAGGGAGAAGCUUCGUGUCCUUGACUGGGCUCAAAUUGUUUAUUCGUCUGCAACAACGGGUCAGAGAAUUGAAAAGAUUAUAGCUGCUGCUGGGGCUGCUGAAAAAGAACGAUCAAGAAGGUUACCUACAUCAAUUUUGAAUCAAGUGGUGCGGGAAGCUGUGUCUUUUAAGCAGCCAUCAAUGAGUAGGGGUGGCAAAAGAGGUCGAAUUUAUUACUGCACUCAGGCAGCAAUACGGCCUCCUACAUUUGUGUUCUUUGUCAAUGAUGCAAAGCGUUUUCCAGAUCCAUACCGACGUUAUAUGGAGAAACAGCUGCGAUCAAAUGUGGGUUUCCCAGGAACACCAAUCCGUUUGCUGUGGCGCAGCAAAAAGAAGGCAGAGAAAAAAGUGAGGGAGAAAGAGAGAGAAACUACAACAGUGACAUAGAUGGUAUGUUCUAGUCAAUCCUCAAGUUGGGAUAUAAAUUUUGGUCUAUGCAGGCAGUUGGGCAUAGGUCGUAGGACUGCAGAGUUGUCAUCUCUUCUCAGUUGCCAUUUGCAAAGCUGAAGAAAGAAGAGAAGUACAAUAUAACGUCAGAAAUAUUGCUUCCGUUUGGUCUUACUAUCCUUACCUAUUUGUAAUUUCAUUCAAUACAAUAAAUUGGACAAUUCUGACUGCUUAUGUCAUUGUACAGCACCUCUCAUUACCUUUUCUAUAUUAUAAAUGCUAUUUUCUUCA